Meriones unguiculatus (Mongolian gerbil) is the source of this 9487-nucleotide messenger RNA. It is a transcript of the gene Sv2c, whose product is annotated as synaptic vesicle glycoprotein 2C. Gene Ontology annotation, biological process: chemical synaptic transmission; transmembrane transport. The record is from RefSeq and is a predicted model, not a curated record. Gene Ontology annotation, molecular function: transmembrane transporter activity. The transcript has 13 exons. Gene Ontology annotation, cellular component: membrane. Bases 242 to 2416 code for a protein of 724 amino acids. NCBI's taxonomy places the organism in Eukaryota, Metazoa, Chordata, Mammalia, Rodentia, Muridae.
AGUCACCAGUGCGCGCGCCGCAGGAGAGAGUGGCAGACCCGGGCGGCCCCGGGCAGCAAAGCGGAGGGGCGCCCGCGCGGCGACGGCUGCAGUGCAGACGCGGUUCGGGGCAGAGGCUCCCCGACGGCUGGAACGCUCUGUUCUGAAGCACGCGUGCGCGCCGGGUGGUGCUGGGACAGCCCAGCCGCUGAGCACUCCACCGACACUUCCCUGCUGUACCUUGGCCAUCAGCUGAGACAAAAUGGAAGAGUCCUACAAGGAUAGGACUUCACUGAUGAAGGGUGCCAAGGACAUUGCCAAAGAGGUGAAGAAGCAAACCGUGAGGAAGGUGAACCAGGCAGUGGACCGGGCCCAGGAUGAGUACACGCAGCGGUCUUACAGUCGAUUCCAGGAUGAAGAUGAUGAUGACGACUACCCAGCUGGAGAAACCUACAGUGGGGAGGCCAAUGAUGAUGAAGGCUCGAGUGAGGCCACAGAGGGUCAUGAUGAAGAGGAUGAGAUCUAUGAAGGGGAGUACCAGGGCAUCCCUAGCAUGAGCCAAGGGAAGGACAGCACAGUGCCUAUAGGGCAGCCCAAAGGAGACAAAGACCGCAGAGCACUGGAGUCAGAGAGGAGGGCUGAUGAGGAAGAGCUGGCCCAGCAGUAUGAACUGAUAAUCCAAGAGUGUGGCCAUGGUCGCUUCCAGUGGGCCCUGUUCUUCGUCCUGGGCAUGGCUCUCAUGGCCGAUGGCGUGGAGGUGUUUGUGGUAGGCUUUGUGUUACCCAGUGCGGAGACAGACCUGUGCAUACCGAAUUCAGGAUCCGGAUGGCUAGGCAGCAUAGUGUACCUCGGGAUGAUGGUGGGGGCGUUCUUCUGGGGAGGACUGGCAGACAAAGUGGGAAGGAAGCAGUCUCUUCUGAUUUGCAUGUCUGUCAACGGAUUCUUUGCCUUCCUUUCUUCAUUUGUCCAAGGUUAUGGCUUCUUUCUCUUCUGUCGUUUACUUUCUGGAUUCGGGAUUGGAGGGGCCAUUCCCACUGUGUUCUCCUACUUUGCUGAAGUCCUGGCCCGGGAGAAGCGGGGUGAGCACCUCAGUUGGCUCUGCAUGUUCUGGAUGAUUGGCGGCAUCUACGCUUCGGCCAUGGCCUGGGCCAUCAUCCCACACUACGGGUGGAGCUUCAGCAUGGGCUCAGCCUACCAGUUCCACAGCUGGCGUGUCUUUGUCAUCGUCUGUGCGCUACCCUGUGUCUCCUCCGUGGUGGCUCUGACCUUCAUGCCGGAGAGCCCUCGGUUCUUGCUGGAGGUGGGAAAACAUGAUGAAGCCUGGAUGAUUCUCAAGCUAAUUCAUGAUACCAACAUGAGAGCCCGAGGCCAGCCAGAGAAGGUCUUCACGGUAAAUAAAAUCAAAACUCCCAAACAAAUAGAUGAGCUGAUUGAAAUUGAGAGCGACACAGGAACAUGGUACAGGAGGUGUUUUGUUCGGAUCCGCACAGAACUGCACGGAAUUUGGUUGACUUUUAUGAGAUGCUUCAACUACCCAGUCAGGGAAAACACCAUCAAGCUUACGAUUGUUUGGUUCACCCUGUCCUUUGGGUACUAUGGAUUGUCUGUUUGGUUCCCUGAUGUCAUUAAGCAUUUGCAGUCUGAUGAGUAUGCACUGCUAACUAGAAAUGUGCAAAAAGAUAAAUACUCAAAUUUCAGCAUUAACUUCACCAUGGAAAACCAGGUCCACACCGGAAUGGAGUACGACAAUGGCAGAUUCCUGGGAGUCAAGUUCAAAUCUGUAACUUUCAAAGAUUCAGUGUUUAAGUCCUGCACCUUUGACGAUGUGACCUCCGUGAACACCUACUUCAAGAACUGCACGUUUAUUGAUACCCUUUUUGAGAACACAGAUUUUGAGCCAUAUAAAUUCAUUGACAGUGAAUUUCAAAACUGCUCAUUUCUUCACAACAAGACAGGAUGCCAGAUAACUUUUGAUGAUGACUACAGUGCCUACUGGAUUUAUUUUGUCAACUUUCUUGGGACAUUGGCGGUGUUACCAGGAAAUAUUGUGUCUGCUCUCCUGAUGGACAGGAUCGGGCGCUUAACGAUGCUAGGUGGCUCCAUGGUGCUCUCAGGGAUCAGCUGCUUCUUCCUGUGGUUUGGCACCAGCGAAUCCAUGAUGAUAGGCAUGCUGUGUCUGUACAAUGGACUGACCAUCUCAGCAUGGAAUUCUCUUGAUGUAGUCACGGUGGAACUGUACCCCACAGACCGGAGAGCAACGGGCUUUGGCUUCUUGAACGCGCUCUGUAAAGCAGCGGCCGUCCUGGGAAACUUAAUAUUCGGCUCCUUGGUCAGCAUUACCAAAGCAAUCCCCAUCCUGCUGGCUUCCACCGUGCUCGUGUGUGGAGGACUCGUGGGGCUACGCCUGCCCGACACACGAACCCAGGUCCUGAUGUGACGGAACAAAAGCCAUUUCCUUCUCCUGCCAUGGGUUGGUCCUCCUGCCCGACUAGAGGCUUCAGAGUUUUUGUGUGUAGAAAGGUGGCCAAGUGUCAAAACACCAACUUUUGCUGUGACCUAAAGUGUAGUUGCGUGUUGUGAUUUGCACUGUUUUCUUCUUUUUCCACGCAUUGUUAUCUUUUCCUAACUGUGCUGCUCCCGCUCCCCUUGCCCUGUGGAAGUGUUCCUAAAAUGUCCCGGGGGUAAAGCCUGCGCUGGUGUAAGAAACAGACCCUGCUCCUGGCGCCUCAUUAACAGGAAGCUUAGGCUGGCUUGAUUGAGUUUGUGCUGAGGAAAGGCAUUUCUUUUUCUUUCUUUCUUUCUUUUUUUUUUUUUUUCAUACAGAGUGAUAUUUCCUGUUUACUUAGAAAAAGGACAUCCAGCCACUCUAGCUGUUACAGCAGGGUACUUCAAAAGAAUUGUGGGACACGCUUGGGAUGGGCUCUUUCAGGCAGGACUUUUAAGGUGAUUUUGCUAAGAAAGUCUGUCCCCAGUUGGCAGAAAAAAACUGCUUGAGCUGUAGAAGGCAGAUUGCAGAUAGAAAGCCCAGUACCCAAUACGUGUGAGGGCUGGGGACAUCACAGUGUAUGUGACUGUGGCAUGCAAAUCACCGAAGUCACAGUGUUUGAAAACAGAUCGAGAUCUGCCUCUCUUUGCAUUUCCUGGAAAGCUGUCCCAGACCUGGCCAGAUUGCAGAUACUGAGGGGGAAAAGCCAUCUCUUAAAAAUUAUUCCCUCCCAAGUCUCUGGUCCAGCAAUUGGCUGUAGAAAUUAGAAACUGGCAAGAAAUUCACAACCAAAGCCAUCGGGAAAAGCAAAGGGGCACCUCUCUCAGUACUGUUACUUGAGGGUCAAAACUACCCGCCCUCCUUUGGUCAACUGUCCACUGUCACUUCUUAGCCAGCAGCUGUACAGCAGGUCCUGCCGGCUUUCCCAGGCCGUGGGCUCCAGCCUUGUCUCGGGGCUGCUUCUGAGCCUGCUCUCACAAGCUACCCUCUGGCAGGCAGGACAGCAUCUCCUGGUGGAUUUCUGUCUGUUUUACCUUCGGAAUCUUCAUGAGCAUGGCAAGGAGAGGUCAACAGGACAUUCCCACGGGCCAGUUGUCAGCUAAAUGACCUGGUCUCUCUCUGAGUCCCCCUCCCGCAAGCUCAUUCUUUUACACAUCUUUGAAAUCUGAAGCCUUCUUGUAGAUUUGCAGCCUGUGAUAACAGCCAGCAUAAGUCUCAUAUUUAAACAACAUUCUCUUUUUAAACUCCCUCUGCCGUGUUGGAGGGUGAUCCUUGUUGCUUAUUUGAAGCUUUUCCUGCAUGACCAAAGCCCUGGGGCUUGCAGAAAAAGGAAACUUUUGUUUCCACUAAUCAUUAUGUUCAGAGAUGGCCCCGCUCCCUGAGGGGCCCCUGCCUCCCUCCCCUACCACAUUCCCUGAUCCCUUCUGGAGCUCAAAUUCUGUGAAAAGCUCUUUGAUUAACAUAAGCCAUUAAUCCACUGUCCCCAUCAAGUAAUUCAGGCUUGGUGGAGGGGACAGCCUAGAAUUAAGAUGGGAAGCUGCAGAAAGAGAGUCAUUCCCUGGAGAUGAUAUGGGCACUCAGAGCCAGGACCUCAAGGGUAUCAGCAAAAUCUUCGGAGCUGACCUGGCGAAUCUUUAAGACGAAACAUGAUUGACUUUAAAGACACCCACAAAGCAGGGACCAGAACAGAACUCCCUGCUGCUUCUCUUCUCAUCACUGAGAAACAAACCUGUGUUUUAAAAGCCCAAGAAAGUAUCGUUAUUCUCUUUCCAUGUGGGCUCAUUUCCCCCUCACUUAACCCAUUGUUUGUCUUCUUGUAAAAAAGACAUGUCGGAGGCCCAUAGCUGAUCUUUUGGUUGAAUGUGGCAUGCAACAAAAUUGCUGCAAAAGUAAGAUAUGGAUUCCUGUCUUCCCAGUGCAAAAGAAAAGCAGACAUAUACAAGGGCAUUGCUUUGAACUUACUGGGUAAUCCUUAGUCUCAAAUUGUCUCCAUUCUCUGUCUUAUAGUGUAACUACACCAAGUGCAUUCCAAACUGUAGGACAGAGUUAUUUAGAAUUUUAUCUGGAUGCUGGGUUGGGUCAGAACGCUAACCCAGCAGAACCCCACUUUGUCCUCUUCAUAAGUCCCACUUCAUCUGUCCUCUUCAGGAGAACCGUUGUAGUCCCCUACCCCAGGCUUCCCAGGUGGCCCAAGAGGGAUCUCUUCUAUAAUAUCCUGGACAAUCAGUGGUCACAAACCUUCUUGGUCACUGCUUUUCCUCACCCCCAUCACUGUGCAUCACCUUUGUUGUCCAUGACACUGUUCUUGCUGAUUCCCAAGAUGAAGUGUGGCUUGUUAACUAGAGGUUAAGAUACAACCGUGAGAUUCAACAGAAGCCCCAGUUACGUAUCACAGGCCUUGGCACCAGGGCAGACAUCUGCCAUCCCACUUAAUGUGGAAAAAAAAAAAAAAGAAAUUUAAAUCUGUUUCAAAAAUGAAAGGGAACAGCCGCAUUUGCACCUGCGUUUUGAACUCCUUUCCUAACUGAAGUUCCUACCAUUGCUCUUCACAGUCAGUCCAGAAUGCCCCCCCCCAAGUUUUAUGAUCCCUGAAUCCUCUCAGUAGGGGACAAAACAAAACACAACACAAACCUGUUGCUCUGAAAUGUGACUUCUGUACGUUGCACCACCUGCGUGUUGGGGCUGAAGGCUCACACUCAGUCUUGCUUCCUGAUUCAGCUCACGCCUGAGUUCUGACCUAAUACUCAAGAUCAGUGGGGUCUUAGAGAUGUUUCUGGGGAGAAUGCACUUGAUCUUGGCCAAAAGGCCAAGAAAAAGUUGCUGGGCACAUUGGUCCUCAAUUUCUCCAUCUGUAGAGAAAAGGGAUGGCACUAUUUUAUUCUCCAGACAACUGUAGGACUACCGUGAGAGCACCUGCAUCUCAUCUGCCUUCUGCUGAUGGGACGCCCACCUUGACAAUGGAUUUAAGAUUACAGAGUAAGGGAGUCUGGAAAGAGGUUGCUUGGAAAGACCUCACACAAUAGGGCAGAAGAGUUUUUAUGUUGUCUGUGCUGCCCACCCCACAGGACCUUGAGUGUGCCGUUGUUCACCGCCCUGGGGGGGGGGGCGACCCUGGAAGAUGCACUGUACUGGGAAGACAAGCUGAAGGAUGUAGAUGCAAGGAUUAUAGCGCCCUGUCCAUCUACUUCACUGCUUCCUUGAAGUGUUGCCUUAAAUAGAUCUAUGCCAUCAGGAGCAGUUUUCUCAAUGAUUUGACAGAAAUUGGGUGGUGGACCCUCAUUUAGAAAUCUUACCCAAUGAGAGCUCAAGUUUGUACCCAGGAGGAGGUAGGGAAGGAGAUGCGAUAACAGGGAGAGUCCGAUGUCCCAUUGAUAACACUCCAGCAACAAGAUUAGUGCACCUGGUAGACAUUCUAAACUCUAGGAUUGCUUCCAGAGCAUUCCAUGGGAAUGCCUUCCGAUGUUCUCUGCCAACCAAAAUAGAAUAUGAUAUUCUUCGAUUUGUUGCUACCUUAUAUUAGAAAGGCUUUUACCUAGUGCUUCAUCAAGAUGCCUUAGUUGUUUGUGUAUGAAAGGCUCUGAAGUCAGGAAUACCUGCACUUGACCUUCACCUGGAAUUGUAGAAAACUGGCACACUGUUUGGGGCAAGUGACUGUACAUCAAGCUUCCUUUAAAUCCCAUAUUGUGCCAAACUUAGUUACCAACCACCCCACCCCCCAAAGAAAGAAAGUUACACUGAGACAACAGAAAAUACAUCCAUACAGUAAAAUGAUGUGAAGUUGAUCUUAUGUUUCUUCACAUUUUUCUUCUGCUGAGCAAAGUGUCCAUUUUAGGUAAAAUUUCUCUUGUAAUCUGACAGAAGGAAGUUGUCAGGAUAGAUUAGAUACGUUGCCUGUCCUUUCCCUGUUUCAGGAAAUGGGUGAGUCUCCACUUGUCUGUCGCUUUUGCUUUUGACCAUUCCCCUGUCAACAACCUCUGACCAACCACACACAAGCCAUUGCCAGGGCUUCCUUCCACUUUUCUCAACCCCCAGAUGCAAUUUAGUCAUGCCAGCAUUUUGAGGCAUAGGGCACGCAGCCUGUGGGUCUGUUUAGGUUGCUGCUUAAACCUGGUAGAGCCGAAGAGAGGUGAGGGUUAGGUAAAAUGUGUCAGUCUCUCCUUGCACAUGCUUGUUGCAUGGUCAAGGCCUCCAGGGUGCUAGGUGGCGAGGCACUGGGCUGGGUGCAGAUAUUUAACCCUAUGCAGUAUUUCUUUGGGAACUGAGAGAGACAGGAAUGAGAGACAAGGCUGUCUCAUAUCAUGUGUUAGGUCUCUCCAUCAAAUGUCUUAUUUUUCCAAGUUUUGAACAACUUAUGAUCUACAACAGGUUGCACAAGAACUAUGCAGUGACUGGGUUACCUGUGACAGAAGGAAACACCUCUACAUAGACGGCCUUUGUGGGAGUGACUACUAAACAGUACCUGACAAAUAAAAACACAUUCAGGCCUGUGUCUCUUCAAAUGGUCUUAACAGGAAAUUGCACUAAGAUACUGUUCAAAGAAGAGACUCUGCAGCAAAGAGAGCCUUUCUGAUUUCCCCAGAGCUGUUCUCUACAGGGAGCUGGGAAGUAAGCCUGUCCUCUCUAGACACACUAGGGUUCUCCUUCCAGGACCUGGCAAGCCCUGGCAGCUGACUGCUGAUCUCCAGCCUCUACUCCAACCCUCCUGGGGGUGUUUCCUUUCUGAUGUUAGAGAUUUGUGACCCAGUCACACUGCCUUGCAGACAACAAAAAGCAACUUUCCCCUUCUCUAGCCUCAGCAAAUAAGCCACCCAGAAAACAGGUUCUGACCACAGGAGGCCAGGGAAUUUGCAGGUUACAGUUUGGAAUGGAGCAUGGGGUUGUUGCUAGGUGUUUUGAAGCUGUAAAGGAUGUGUGAGGUCCUGGAGCCUUCAAGGAUGCAGGGCAAAGAGAAGAUGUAGUCUCUGGCCCUCUGAGAGCUGUGGGUGCCUUUCCUCCUCACCAGCUCAGUCUCUGGGCGGCUCAUAUUCACUUUCUCCCUUUCAUUAAUUGCGCUCCUCCUUCCUUCCUCUCGUGACCUCUUACUUCUAGCAGUGUACAAAGGUGAGGGUUCCUUUUCUGAGACAUUGGGAUACAGGAAUGUGUAUCUUCUUGACAGAGGACUGUACAUGCCCUUACCUUCAUGGAGCACAGAGGAUGGAGAACUUGGGGAGCAGGAAUGCAGUGAUAUGGCACUCCAUGUGUCCCUGUAAAGGUUUGGAUUUCUGAUGUCUUCCUAGCGCCACACCCUGAUAAGACCAGCAGUGGCCCAGCUCUGAGCUUUGUCUUCUGAGAGAAGCAUCUCUCUGCAGGAUCAUGGCAUUCUGUAAGAAACAGAUGGCACAUGGUCUCUCCUGUCUGUGUAACUCCCUACUCAGAGCUGAAGGUUGGAUGCUUACACUGCAACAACGGCCCGUCAUCUGCCUGCCCUACCAAACCUGCAUGUGACCUAGAGCCAAGAAAAUUGAGAACUAAAAAGAGCAACAGCUUUCAGACUUUGGUUCAAACUCAGAUAAAUUUUUAUACCAAGCCAAAACUGGCAGCAAGGAUAUCGUGCCCUGAGCAGCGUUCAGGUGCUCUGAGGACUGGCCAGCUAGACCAUAGAGGGUUGUGUUGUCUAAAUCCAGUCAUGGCUGGAAAAAGGCUCAACCCAGUUCUUAGAGUCAGUCAUUUCAGAAAUUUUGAAAGCCAGUCAAGAAAUAUAGCCAUCACUGAAAGGUAAAUACAGUUAAAUCAGUUAUAUUUUAAAGUUAUAUAUCAUCACUUUCUACUUAUUUUGCUAGAUUUUUCUGUUAGCCAUGCCCUUGAGGUAAGAUAUGCCUAUUAUAUGUCUGUUAUGGAAAUAUUGUGUAAUGGAGUCUGUCCUAUUGGAGCUAUAUUCUCAGUGACAGGGUCUGUGACAUUAUACUGAGCUCAUCCACCGAGGUAAUGUUUACAGCAUGGAAAGCAACAAAUGCUACAGAUCAGAUGCCUCCAACCCCCAAUUAACUCCAAGCAUUGGGAAACUUUCAGCAACAUAUCACUAUCUGAAGCCCUGAAGAAUGCUUGCUUUCCCAAAACUCAGCAGCAGCGUGCUUUGCUGGCAUGCACAGGACCUUGGCUUUGUUGGGGAAGGAGGUUGGGCCUCCCAACAUACAGAUCUAGGCCAGGUGUAAUUGCAUGUCCCCUUGGGCUUGUGAGUCAGCAUUACAUCACCCAUAAGUCCAAGGGAAGGAACGAUUUAGCAAGUACUCACAUCAGUUCUCCAAGGCUUCUUUUCGCAUUCAUAUUGCCUCAGAAUAGGGCCAGCCAUGCAGAGAACCCACCGCCCUCUGGAUGUUGUUCCUUCGGGGGGAAAUUGCACUAAGUUAGCUAGUUCAUGCACUUGCCCAAAUGUGGCUGUAUGUCUGCUGCCUGACCAGACCAGGAGCUCUUUGUUAGUAUCUGGAUAGAUAAAGGAAAGCCCCAGAAGAGGUUCCUUCAGGCCUACCUCCCCCUCAGUCUACAACCCCAUCCUGCUCUUGGCGGUGAGAUCUUGGCAGCGGUCCUGUCCUUGGUGUGGGUGUACGGGUGUUUUGGCUUUGUAUUCUCUCUUUUCUCUUUUCAGUGCUCUGUCUGCUGUCCCACUGUCUGGUCCGGCCCCACCUCCCUGUUGGACUGUAUAUAUGUGCUGCAUGUGUGAACCUCAGUAACUCCCCCUUCAGGUUUCUGGAGUCUCUGUCUCUAGCUCAGCUGACCCUGCUGUGAACUCAUCUUUCUGGUAUGCUUCUUUGUGUCUCAUUUCUGAGUGCCAAAAUGUUGGGCCAAGCGUAUUUUCACAAAAUGUUCUGAGACAGCCUUGUGUAUCCUUGUGAAAGGGCAUGCUCCGUGUGGGAUAGCUCAUAUACAGCGCAAAUCUAUCACGUGUGGAAGUGUGUAUACAUUUAUAUGCCAGAUAAAUAUUCAUGUAACAGCUGCAAAGAUAUUUAAUGUACAUCAGAUGAAUAAAAGAGCAUUUUUGCUCCAUUA